CAGCAAAAGUCAUUUGCGUUGCUUCAAAAGUCAUUUAACAGUCUUCAGUGCAGUCAUGCAGUUCGGUAUUUUCUACAAUAAAGGGAAUUUAUUCCAAUAUCUAGCCACACUUGCAGGCGCAUUUUCAAUCAUCAGUUCGGGGAUAAACUUGGGAUGGACCUCACCGUAUCUCCCCAAACUUCAAUCGAAUGCAUCCCACAUCCCCACAACAAGCGAUGAAGGAUCGUGGUGUGCCGUGGCGCCUCUGCUAGGGGCGCCUCCUGGUGCCAUUCUAGCUGCAAUAUUAGCCGACAAAAUUGGCCGAAAGAUCACCACCCUACUUUGUUCACCGGUGGUGUUUCUGUGCUGUAUUGGUAUUGCUUUCGCUGACAGCAUCUGGGUUAUUACUACGUAUAGGUUCAUUAUAGGAGCCUGUGAGGGGGCUCUAUAUACAGCACUGCCGAUGUAUGUAGGAGAAAUAUCGGACCCUAGUAUCAGGGGGUUGUUAACAUCCACCAUUGCAAUGGCUGGAAUAAUUGGAACUCUAUUCAUCAACAUUAUAGGUUCUUGCACCGACAUCUUCACAUCAAGUCUUAUAUCCGCACUAAUACCUUUAAUGCACUUCUCGGCAUUCGUAAUGAUGCCCGAAUCGCCCUACUAUUACAUCAAGAAACACAACUAUAAGGAAGCGAAAAGGUCCCUGGAGAUUCUACGUGGUACCAGUAACGUCUCCGGUGAAAUGGAUUCGCUAUGUAAAGCUGUUACAAGGCAGGAGCAAACCAAGAAAGCUGGGAUUUUGGAUCUGUUCACGGAAUCAAGCAACAGAAAAGCCGUAUGUAUCUUUGUCAUAAUUUGUUGCACGAAUAAGUUCAGUGGCAAAAACCCUUGCAUGUUCUACACCGAAAGCAUUUUCGAUAAAGCUGGAAGCAGUAUUGACCCCUCCGUCUCCGUCAUAAUCUACUCCUCCGUAGAACUUAUAGCUGUCGCCUUGUCCACAAUUUUCAUCGUAGAUCGUUUUGGUAAACGCAAACUACUCAUAACCUCAGCAUGUGGUUGCGGUGUAUCGGUGUUCUUUCUUGCUCUGCAUUUCUAUUUGAACGAAAUUUUCCCGCGCUUCGCGGAAACCUUCUAUUGGCUCCCCAUUACCGCACUAGUGUGUUACAACAUCCUAUUCAGCAUCGGUCUUGCAUUUGGACCUGUCACCGUGCUAAGCGAGUUAUUCCCGACCACGGUAAAAGCGAAAGCUCUCUGUUUAGCCGACACCUUUUCCGUACUCAUGGGCACAGUUUGCUCCAAAUUUUUCCAAAUCAGUAUCGAUGAGUUCGGCUCGAUGUACGUACCGUUCUUCUGUUUUUCCGUAUGUUGUUUCAUAGGGUUGAUAUUUAUAAUCAAGUUCGUGCCUGAGACCAAGGGGAAGACUUUGGAGGAAAUACAGCAAUACUUAAUUGGGGAUAACAACGCGAGAAGUAACUUCAAUCAAAUUGAAAUGCACUGAUUUUGAAGAUGAAGAAAACUUCGACAUAACAGGACUGACUACAAGAACUGAUUUUAUUAUUUAUUGUAUCAAUAUUAUUGUUGUUUAGUUUUAGGAUUAUACUGUACUGAAAAAACUUUAAAUCUAUUGUCAUUAAUUAAAUAAUUUAAUUAAAGCUACGGUAGGUACUUAAUGCAUAAUUAUUGUUGCCGUAAUUACCUGGGUUGUAAUUGUGUAAUUUAUGGCAGUCAUUUCUGAUCAAUUAAAUUAUUUCACUAUAAAACUGCAAGAUACAUUGUUAACUUAAAUACAUUGUAACUAAAGAGAUUGUACAACUAACUAUUUUUGGUCCAAAAUUGUCUGUAAGUAUUAUUAUUUUUCUUUUUUCUGGAGUCGAAAUAACUUCCUGACUUCUUGGUGGCCAAUUUUGGUCUCCACCGUGUUUAAAUUGAACAUUCAAAAUUUAUGUCUUGCGGUCUGCUGUGAACAUUUCACACUGGAAAAUUAAUUCAUGUGUAAGAUAAAAACACGUCAUAACUGAAAGCUGUGUUGUGACGUGAACUUUGGUACAGUUGUGGGACUCUGCAGGUAUCGGAAUGCGGUGAAUUGACGCGUUGAUACAUUAGGUUCCUGUCAAAACGGGAGAAGAAAUAAAAAAUGCCUAGGGGCCAAUAAUCAAGCGUUGGGACGUUACAGAAAGUAUAAAGAAUUUAAAAUGACACAGUUGCAUCUAAAAUUUUCAAAGAUUGAUGUACAUAUUACACCAAGUACGACAAAUUUUAACUAUAUGUUUUAUUAUCAAAUUAUUAUUAAAUAUUAAACCUAAACUGAAAGUGAAAAAUAGAAUGUACAGCAUUAAAAUAAAUAAAUGUUAUAAUAAAUAAACUAUUGUUAAACGCCUAACAAUGAGCUGUCUUAAAUUUAAUAAUGUGGGCGUGUACACACGUAUUUAUACCAAGAAAAAUGAUCGUACUGUUAAUAAUAAAUUACUUUUACAAACAUUUUUGCUGAAGAAUUUGUUUUAAUGUUGG
Molecule: messenger RNA, 2484 nt
Organism: Brassicogethes aeneus
Lineage: Eukaryota; Metazoa; Arthropoda; Insecta; Coleoptera; Nitidulidae
Source: the annotation of a GenBank genome assembly